CGCGGCUUCCGUCCCGGGCAAGAUGGCGGCGCCCGAGGUCCGGCGGAGCGGCCGCAGAGGGUGCUGCCGCCCUAGGCGAGGUCGGGCCGCCCCGCGCGGAAGAACCGCCCCCAGCAGCAGCACCACCGCCACCGCUUAGCGAAGAAUGCCAGGCCACGCCCGGGGCCGUAGCCGCAGCAUGGAUUCUUCCAGUUCAUCCAACUCUUGUUUUUCCGUCGGCUCCACCAGUCCCGGCUCCGUCGUGCUCCUCUACUCGAAGGAGCUCAAAAAGUGGGAUGAGUUUGAAGAUAUUUUGGAGGAGAGGAGGCAUGUCAGUGACUUGAAAUUUGCAAUGAAAUGCUACACGCCUCUCGUCUAUAAGGGGAUUACUCCCUGCAAGCCGAGUGAUAUUAAACGUAGUGUUCUCAAUUCUGAAGAGGUUCGUUAUGUCAUUAAACAGCUUUCCAGGGAAUCCCUUCAGUCUGUCGACGUCCUCCGAGAGGAAGCCUGUGAGAUCUUGGAUGAAAUGAGCCACAAACUGCGUCUGGGAGCCAUUCGGUUUUUCGCCUUUGCCCUGAGCAAAAUAUUUAAACAAAUUUUCUCGAAAGUGUGCGUAAAUGAGGAAGGUAUUCAGAAACUGCAGCGAGCCAUCCAGGAGCACCCCGUGGUUCUGCUGCCCAGUCAUCGAAGUUACAUUGACUUUCUGAUGCUGUCUUUCCUUUUAUACAACUAUGACUUACCGGUGCCGGUCAUAGCAGCGGGAAUGGACUUCCUGGGGAUGAAGAUGGUGGGCGAGCUGCUGCGGAUGUCGGGCGCCUUUUUCAUGCGGCGCACGUUUGGUGGCAACAAACUCUACUGGGCUGUGUUCUCCGAAUAUGUAAAAACUAUGUUACGGAAUGGUUAUGCUCCUGUUGAAUUUUUCCUCGAAGGGACAAGAAGCCGCUCCGCCAAGACACUGACCCCUAAAUUCGGCCUUCUGAAUAUUGUGAUGGAACCGUUUUUUAAAAGAGAAGUUUUUGAUACCUACCUGGUCCCAAUCAGCAUCAGUUACGAUAGGAUACUGGAAGAAACUCUGUAUGCGUACGAGCUUCUUGGGGUUCCUAAGCCAAAGGAAUCCACAGCUGGGUUGUUGAAAGCCAGGAGGAUUCUCUCUGAAAAGUUUGGAAACAUCCACGUAUACUUUGGAGACCCUGUGUCACUUCGCUCGCUGGCGGCUGGCAGGAUGGGCCGGAGCCCAUACAACUUGGUUCCCAGAUAUAUUCCUCAGAAGCAGUCUGAGGACAUGCACGCCUUUGUCACUGAAGUUGCCUACAAAAUACAGCUUCUGCAAAUUCAAAACCUGGUUCUGAACGCGUGGUCGCUCAUCGUUGCCGUCCUGCUGCAGAACCGACCAUCCAUGGACUUCGACACCCUGGUGGAGAAGACUUUAUGGCUGAGAGGCUUAGCCCAGGCCUUCGGGGGCUUCCUCACCUGGCCUGAUAGUGAAGCUGCUGAGGACGUCAUCCAGUCCAGCCUCCUCCUGCACUCCAACAUCGUCAGUCUCGCCACGGACCGGGUGGCUCUGAAGGUGGACGCCGGGGACUCGGACGUGGUGGAUGGACUCGUCUUCCAGCACAUCACCCUCCUCAUGUGUUCGGCGUACAGGAACCAGCUGCUCAACACUUUUGUCCGCCCUUCCUUCGUGGCCUUGGCGUUGCAGAUGACACCUGGGUUCAGGAAAGAGGAUGUCUACAGUUGCUUUCGCUUCCUGUGCAGUGUUUUUUCAGAUGAGUUCAUCUUCCUUCCAGGAAAUGCACUAAAGGACUUCGAAGAAGGCUGUUAUCUGCUUUGUAAAAGUGAGGCCAUACAAGUGACGACAAGGGACAUCCUCGUUACAGAAAAAGGAAACACCGUGUUAGAAUUUUUAGUAGGACUCUUUAAACCUUUUGUGGAAUCUUACCAGAUAAUUUGCAAAUACCUCUUGAACGAAGAAGAAGACCACUUCACUGAGAAGCAGUACUUGGUGAGAGUUAGAAAGUUCACGAGCCAGCUUCUCGAUCAAGGUGCCUCGCAGUGUUACGAUGUGUUAUCUUCCGACGUACAGAAGAAUGCCUUGGCCACUUUCGUGAGGCUGGGCGUGGUGGAGAAGAGGAAGGUAAAUAAUGACUAUGUAUUUAAUGUGAAUGAGCCUGCUACAACAAGGUUAGAAGAAAUGCUUGGUUGUAAGACACCAGUAGGAAAACCAGUAACUGCAAAGCUUUAACGAUUGCCAAACAGUUAGGGGAAAACUGGUCACACAGUCACCGUCACGCAAGGACGCAUGUUACAACAAACCGGAACAGAAGGAGGAGCCCACCUCCUCGUACGUCAUGAGGCUUCAAGCACGGGGGCCCUGGAGAGGAAGAAAUGAUCAGUUCAAGCAACCAGUGACGUCUUCUCCACCCUGUUUAGAAAGGCAUUUGUAUCUAGCUCUGUGUGUGUUGUAAAAUAAACAGCUUUUUGGAAACACGUUUGGAAAAACAAA
This is a messenger RNA of Camelus dromedarius (Arabian camel), 2482 nucleotides long. RefSeq names its product glyceronephosphate O-acyltransferase (gene GNPAT). Gene Ontology annotation, biological process: phospholipid biosynthetic process; fatty acid metabolic process; triglyceride biosynthetic process. Gene Ontology annotation, cellular component: mitochondrial membrane; peroxisomal membrane; peroxisome. The record is from RefSeq and is a predicted model, not a curated record. Bases 146 to 2221 code for a protein of 691 amino acids. The transcript has 16 exons. NCBI's taxonomy places the organism in Eukaryota, Metazoa, Chordata, Mammalia, Artiodactyla, Camelidae. Gene Ontology annotation, molecular function: glycerone-phosphate O-acyltransferase activity; glycerol-3-phosphate O-acyltransferase activity.